ACACAAGAGCAGAGCACGCACACCCAGAAGGCCAGAAGCAACUGCAUAGGAGUUACGGAGUACCUUUCAAAAACUGCAUAGGAACAGAGAGCGGGAAGAAGCAGAGAACAAUGGCAAGUGAAGCAGACCUGAAGCUUCUCGGCACGGCGGUGAGCCCGUUCGCUGUCCGCAUCCGCAUGGCGCUCCACAUGAAAGGACUCCCCUACGAGUACCUCGAGCAGGACCUCGUCAACAAGAGCGACCUCCUCGUCACCUCCAACCCGGUGUACAAGAAGGUGCCCGUACUCAUCCAUGGCGGCAAGCCCAUCCUCGAGUCGCUCGCCAUCGUGCAGUACAUCGACGAGGUCUGGAGCGGCAAGGCCCUCAACAUCCUCCCCGCGGACCCCUACCAGCGCGCCACCGCUCGCUUCUGGGCCGCCUACGCCGACGACAAGCUGUUCGCUGCAUACCUCGGCAUUUUCGGAGCGGUGACGGAGGUGGACAGGGCGGAGCAGGUCGGCGAGACGUUGGCGGCGGUCGAACAAUUAGAAGGGGCGUUCAUCCAGAGCUCGAACGGGAAGGCCUUCUUCGCGGGCGACUCGGUCGGCUUCCUCGACCUCGUGGUGGGGUGCCACCUGUUCUGGCUCGAGGCGAUGGGCAAGAUGGCCGGCGUCGCGUUCCUGGACACCGGCAAGACGCCGCUGCUGGCCGCGUGGGCGGAGCGGUUCGGGGAGACCGAGGUGGCGAAGGAGGCCGUGCCGGAUGCGGACGUUGUGGUGGAGUAUGCCAAGAAGCGACAGGCGGCGGCUGCCAAUUGACUGGCUUCGGAGUUCAGAUCAGUCCGAAUUGUAUCUACUGCGUAUCUCAAACUCAAACAGGAUACACGUCGUUAUGUAAUCAGGUCCGCCAGAUCCCGUACCGGCGGACGAUUUCAGACCA
Molecule: messenger RNA, 918 nt
Organism: Brachypodium distachyon (stiff brome)
Lineage: Eukaryota; Viridiplantae; Streptophyta; Magnoliopsida; Poales; Poaceae
Product: probable glutathione S-transferase GSTU6
Exons: 2
Coding region: 111-797 (228 amino acids)
Biological process (GO): glutathione metabolic process
Cellular component (GO): cytoplasm
Molecular function (GO): glutathione transferase activity
Source: RefSeq, a predicted model, not a curated record